Messenger RNA from Perca fluviatilis (European perch), 5861 nucleotides. Its product is annotated as guanine nucleotide-binding protein G(q) subunit alpha-like. The record is from RefSeq and is a predicted model, not a curated record. Gene Ontology annotation, biological process: adenylate cyclase-modulating G protein-coupled receptor signaling pathway; action potential; phospholipase C-activating dopamine receptor signaling pathway. Gene Ontology annotation, cellular component: heterotrimeric G-protein complex. The transcript is spliced from 7 exons. The coding region runs from base 1 to 1080 and encodes 359 amino acids. Gene Ontology annotation, molecular function: G protein-coupled receptor binding; GTPase activity; G-protein beta/gamma-subunit complex binding. NCBI's taxonomy places the organism in Eukaryota, Metazoa, Chordata, Actinopteri, Perciformes, Percidae.
AUGACUUUAGACUCCAUGAUGGCUUGUUGCCUGAGUGAAGAGGCGAAGGAGUCCAAACGAAUCAACUCUGAGAUUGAGAAACAACUCCGGCGAGACAAGAGGGAUGCAAGAAGGGAGCUGAAGCUUCUUCUGCUGGGUACUGGAGAGAGUGGCAAGAGCACCUUCAUCAAGCAGAUGAGGAUAAUCCAUGGGUCAGGCUACACAGAUGAGGAUAAGAAGGGCUUCACCAAAUUGGUCUACCAGAACAUCUUCACCUCAAUGCAGGCCAUGAUCCGUGCAACCGAGACCCUCAAGAUCCCGUACAAGUACGACCAGAACAAGAAUAAUGCCCAGGUGGUACGGGAGGUGGACGUGGAGAAGAUUUCAUCAUUCGAGCAGCCGUACACGAGUGCGAUAAAGAUGCUGUGGGCUGACCCUGGCAUCCAGGAGGCCUAUGAUCGCAGGAGAGAGUACCAGCUCUCCGACUCAACCAAAUACUAUCUAAGUGAUCUGGAUCGUAUUGCUGAACCGUCCUAUCUACCAACCCAACAGGACGUGCUUAGGGUUCGAAUCCCAACCACUGGGAUCAUAGAAUACCCUUUCGACUUGCAAAGCAUCAUUUUCAGGAUGGUGGAUGUGGGGGGUCAGAGGUCCGAGAGGAGGAAGUGGAUCCACUGCUUUGAGAACGUCACCUCCAUCAUGUUUCUGGUGGCGCUCAGCGAGUACGACCAGGUCCUGGUGGAAUCGGACAACGAGAAUCGUAUGGAGGAGAGUAAAGCUCUUUUCAGGACCAUCAUCACAUAUCCAUGGUUCCAAAACUCCUCCGUCAUCCUCUUCCUCAACAAGAAGGACCUGCUGGAGGAGAAGAUCAUGUAUUCUCACCUGGUUGACUACUUUCCAGAGUUUGAUGGCCCCCAGCGGGAUGCCCAAGCAGGUCGGGAGUUCAUCUUGAAGAUGUUUGUGGACUUGAACCCAGACAGUGACAAGAUCAUCUACUCCCAUUUCACAUGCGCCACCGACACAGAGAACAUCCGCUUCGUCUUUGCCGCCGUCAAAGACACCAUCCUGCAGCUCAACCUCAAAGAAUACAACCUGGUGUAAAAAGAGAAAUGAGAGAGAGAGAGAGUGAGAGAGAGUGAGAGCAAGAGUCCUGCAGCUACACACACACACACACACACACACACACACACACACACACACACACACACACACACUCACACACACAUAAUGCAGAGUCCACUUUUAGAAACACACACAUCUGCAUGAAACGCACUGCUGCUCAAAGAGUUAAGCAUUGCCUCAUACCAGACCAACACUAUCGAUGCUCUGUCCCUACAGUUCACUUAGCACCUGGUUUGCCCUUAUUUUAAAAGAAUGGUUAUCUGUUUCGUGGCUCUAAAAGUUGCUCCUCUUGUGCAAAUAUAGAUAUAACACUCCCUCCAUUCGUUCCCCUCUCUUGAGGUUUCAGUCUGCUCCGGGGCUCCACUUGGUCCUCGUUCGAGCUUGGGCGUUGCUUACAUUUUUUUUUGUCUUCUUUACACUACAGUAUCACCAGUGCUUGUGUGUUCAAGGUGGGUAGAGGGCCUUCUCUGGAUAAACUAAGCUUUUUCUUAUUUAACCUGUGCAUGCUAUACACUACAGCACCAGGGCAUGAGGCCAGGCUGCAGACCCUGGACUCUGCUUCUCUGCGAAGGGUAACUAGUUAUGAUUAUAGGAAUAUAUUAUCAGGCAGUUCUGGGGUGCAGUAAGGUACUUUGUUCCCCUGGAUCUUGAAUUGUGAUUUGAUUUUUGUUAACCCUGCCCCAAAUCAGAGCACAGAAGCUCUGUUGAAUGUAAAUCAAGUUUUCAUGGGCUAGACAGAGAUGACUACACGCUCUCUGCAGACCUUUAAUAUUUUUAGCUAGGUUAACUUCUUGGUUAUAUUAUUACUGCUAUUGUUCUCCAAUUUAAAAUUGAAUUGAAGAGGACUACUCAAAGGAAUGCAACGCUCCUCUUACACUGCCCCUCAUUUUAAAGUGUCAACAUACAUCACGAAACAGAAUUAAGAGACAACACUACCGAUAUUUACACACUUCAUCUCUCGUUCAGUCAUUUUGUAUCACAUCGCCAAAUUAAAAGCACCUACGUUUGUUUCUGUAAAUAUAAUUACUUUGCCAGUAUCCUGUUCAUCCCUUACCUGAUUCAGAUACUAACUAAGCCUAUUAGAAAACUGGUAUUGCCAAAAUUAAGUGCUUAAAUAAUUAAGUGGAUCAUUCAGAUGUUGAUGGAAUAACAACUCACUUUGUGUGAAUGUCAACUGUUGAAUGUCGGAAUCAAUCAAUCAAUGUAUUAGUACAGUGAUUUAUUUUCUUUGUUCCCUUAGAUGGUGCCAAUAAUCUUCCUGUGCACAAUGUGUGAACGAUAAUACCAGAUUAGUAUAGUGCAAUAGUCAGUUGUAGAUGAAAUAAAGUCUUUGCGCUGCCAGUUAGCUUAAGUCACAAGUUGGUCUAAAUCAUCCAUAUGGCUUCUCACCGUAAUCGACUUUAUUUUGCCAUAUUGUUUGGCUAACCUUUGAUAAACUGUAAUGAAUUAGCAAGAGAGUAAAUUGUUCUUUUUUGUAUGUCUAAUUUAUCAGUCAGAUCUACGUAUGGUUGAUACAGUAAAUGAGACUUCCUCCCUAGUUUCAGCUCAAAGUUUUUCCAACCGAGGAGACAGGAGGAGAUUUUAUACUGCUGUAAAAUAUCCAAACUAUUUUAUGGACGCGUGUUCUAUCUUUCUAAUGAUAAUUCAUAUAUUUAGUUGUUGCAGUUCUGUUUUGAGAUGCUUGGCAAUGGGGGAAAAAAAAAACACUGUUUCCAUGUCGGGUUUGUGCUUUAUGCAAAUAGGAAAAUGAAAACAGACAAAAAACUUAGUGGUUUAAUAUUUACUGUUCAAGGAUGCUUGCUUUUUUUUUGUAAUUUUUAAGGAUAUGUGUUGGCUAUUGGUACCAAUCCCAUAUCGUGUCUCUUGCCUGGUAGUUGUUUAAAUAUUCCAUUAAGCUGAACGUUGAUAGAUGGCUAUUAUUGUCUUCACAAUGUAAUUCAGGUAAGUUUUCAUAACUUUUUCAUCACAAGGGCUACUACUAGCAGCUUUGGUAGAAAUGAAAGGACUCCACGGAUGGCAUAGAGCAAAAGGUGCAAUUAAUAAACGAGGAGGGGGGGGGGGGCUAUGAAUCAAGAGUGUGUUGACAUCCUGUUGAAAGUGAUGGCCGCAGGUUCAGUGAGGGAGGAAUGCAGCAGUCCAGAGGCUUCAUGACAUUCCAGAGGGAGGUCUGGUGGCUGUUUGGCUCUUUUGUUCACUAUCUUGCUCCCUUUAGAGGAGGAGAAUGGCUAACGUCAAAAGAAGUGGGGUUUCCCAAGGUGCAAUAGCACAUUUUUAGUGUCCUGUCUAUCGCUAAUCUAACCAUCCUUUUAACGCUUAUAUAAAUGAUGUGCUGAUCUUCUUGGCUUUAUAAUAUUUUCCACUAUGUGGCUAUGCAUAUUUGGUUUAUCUUCUCAUUGGUAGUGUUUCCAUGUUUGGCAUUGGCUGUGUUGGAGUCAGAAAAAGGGGAGUGCUUAGGACAUUUUGACCUUUUUGUGCACAUUGAAAGAGCUGGAAGGGUCGGAAUUAAACAUCAAAGAAAUGAUUACGGAUCCUGCUGUACUCCCUUAGUGUCUCAAACUGUUUGCCAAAAGGUUUACAAUUAAAAAGAGAUCUUAUUUUCUACAGAAAAGCUGUAUGAUCUUCUGAGUUUUAGGGGAAUUCACUCACCUUGUGUAUUACUUGGCCUUGAUUUUAGUCACAUGCACCCAGUAAGAGUAAUCUUCACAUCUCUGGGGCAAGUGUGUACAUUGUGUUGAUAAAGCCAUUAUCUUGUGUGUUUCGUGCAUCCUAAAACACUUAAUGAAGGGACAUGUAUAUGUAUGCUAAGUGCCAUGAUUUUAUAUGAGUUGAAACAAUAUCAGAGAUGUUGCAAAGCUCUGACUGACAAUUCAAGUUAUUUGGGCUGAGAUCUUGUUUUUCAUGUAUUGGUAGUGGGUUGAUCUUUGGUGCUUCAGCCAACAUUUAAAGGCCUUUGCUUGACGGUUUGGUGAUGAUUUUCACACUCGCUAACACAAGUGAAUUUUUUUAGUGUCCGAAUACAGUACACUUUUUAGUUUGAAAUGAUAGGAGCUUAUGUAUUAUAUAAUAUAUGGAUGAAUAAACUAGCUGACAGACUUUACCCGAGCUUGUAAAGGAGUAUUGUGUUCUGCUUCACUGCUGGGAUAACAUGGCAAUGUCUAUUUGUUUUUAAAAUCCUCCGAUUCUAUCCAUUUCCCUGAACUGUGGCUUCCAACCUUAAGGGUAGGUGUGUUACCUUCCAUUUCUUAUAGAUGAGAUGUUGUGCAGCAAAUGGACUUGAAUGGACUGCUAUGAGGAUGAUACACAAAAUGAAGGUGACCAGUGUUGGCAUGAAGUUGUACUCUUUAAAAACUUGAUUGCAUCAGUGUUUACAUGCUGACUAUAAGUGCACUUCAUGCCUUGUCUGGUUAGCCCCUCACAUCCGCAUGACCAACACAGAAAAAGUUACAUGGUUACACUACCAGUGAUUAGAGCCAACAGCAGAGCUGGGUCAUUUAUUUCAAAAUCCUUCCCACUGAUUUGUACUCUAUUUGCUUUAUUCAGUGUAGAAUGCAUUGUGGAGAAGAUUUGUACGACAAUCCAGUACAAAACACUGUGCCAAACAAAAUCAAUCAGCCACAGAAAAGAUAAGAAAAGAAAAAUUCACAAUUUGUCGUAACCUGUCCCAGAGAUCUGUGGUUAAAAAAAAAAAGCAGCUUUUGUCAUUAUGGUGUAUUUUUUUUCUCUCCAAAUGAAGCUUGUUUGUUAAGCCGCAGUAUUAAUGUAUUUAUUGAAAGACUUGCCAAGUGAAGGUACUGAAAUGGCCAUUAUAAUAUUUUGCUGGUUAUAAUCGCGAGUAAAUGAAUGAAUAUGCUGUGUGUUUACAUGUCUGCCAUUCUCCGCUCUCUCCUUUUUUCCCUUACUUGAUUGGACUGUGUAUUCUUUCCCUGGGUCGAAGGCACUGAAACUGCACCACUGCAAUGGGCCUGCAUUCAUGCAACUUAGAUGUCCGUUCAGCCGCGCUCAUUGGUACUCUGAGGUGUGUGUGUGCGUGUGUAUGUGUACACUUUUGAUGGCUAUUGUUUAUGCUUGAGAUCCAUUCUGAUUAGAGGGAUGGACUUACGGUAAUAUUAAAAGCUAUGUUUGCAUCUUUUAUUUUGUUUCUUUUGUAAGGUUGACACACCUUAACACAUGUAUUAAGGACCACUUAAGAUGACACUUUUUUUUUUUUUUUUAAAAGAGUUCAAAUAAACUAGUAGUAGUGGUGUACAAAUUGAAAGUAAUGUAUUUUUGUUUGAUUUUUUUUCUUCUUUUUUUUUUAAGUAUACCAAAUGUAAAUUAUGUACAAUAAGUGUGCCAAUCCCCUUUCUUUGUAAAGCCCGACUCUUAACAAGUGCCAAUGUUGUGAAAAUAAAGGGGCCUGUGAAUUUCAUGGUCCAGUUUUUAAAACAAAUAAACACUUAAGUAUGUGAUUAACUAAAAAAAGGACAAUUUUAUUCUAUAUUUAAGAUUAACGAUAAACUGCUGUUUUUAAGAUAAAUGUAAUUUUAAUUGCAUGUUUGUCAGGUUAGGGAGGGGGUGGGUGGGUGAGAUACUGUAUUCAUGCAACGCCCUAGUGAAAAGGGUCCUAAUGGUUAUUGAUUUACAGUAUUUUAGCCAUAUUUCUCUUUUGUAUGUUUCAUUUCAACCACUGUUGCCUGAACCUCAUUCAAACAUGAAAAUGAUUUUCAUAGCCUUCUCCUUUAAAUGUUUUAAAUUGGAAUAAAAUAUGUUCCUAUACUCUC